This is a messenger RNA of Carya illinoinensis, 1747 nucleotides long. Its product is annotated as AAA-ATPase At3g50940-like. The transcript has 2 exons. NCBI's taxonomy places the organism in Eukaryota, Viridiplantae, Streptophyta, Magnoliopsida, Fagales, Juglandaceae. The coding region runs from base 1 to 1512 and encodes 503 amino acids. Gene Ontology annotation, molecular function: ATP binding; ATP hydrolysis activity. The record is from RefSeq and is a predicted model, not a curated record.
AUGAAGUUGCAGAAGAGCAUUCUAGAAUCUAGUUCCCUACUUCUAUUCGCACCAAAAACGAACCCUUCUACAAAGUUCCCAACUUUCAAACUCCUCCAGGUCGGUUUCCGACUCUCUGUCGAAGUAAACCCUCGUAAAACCCUCACACUUCUCAUACCAAGCCAAAUCAGAAUGGUGCUGAUCAAAGCUUUUCUCCAAAACCAAUCCAUGAUAAUAUCAGUGGCCACCUCUCUCGCCGCCUCAGCAAUUAUCGUCCGAAACAUUGCCAACGAUCUCGUCCCCGAAGCCGUCCAUGAAUACUUCCAGAAGCUCUCCACUCGUUUGUCUUGUCAGCUCACCGUCGUCAUCGACGAGUUUGAAGGGCUCACCCAAAACCAAAUGUUCGAGGCAGCCAGCGUUUACUUGGCCAGAAAGUUAUCGCCUUCAACUCUGAGAAUCAAGGUACAUAAGCCACAGAAGGAGAAGGAACUAGCAGUGGCAAUCGACACGGAUCAAGAACUGGUCGAUUUCUACAAGGGUGUGAAAUUCGGGUGGGUUUUGGCGUCUUCGCGCAUUGACAUGUUGGAUUCAAAUAAAAAAAGCAAUCAAAACCGACUUUCAAGACCCGAGCUACGACGCUUUAAGCUUCGUUUUCACAAGCAGCAUAGGGACAUGGCGCUGAGCUCUUACUUGCCCUACAUUCUUCAACAAGCAAAAGCGAUAACAGAAGAGACAAAGACGGUUAAGAUUCACACCAUUGAUUACAAUGGUACGGAUUAUUGGAGCUCCAUCAACCUCAACCAUCCGGCAACUUUUGAUACAAUGGCCAUGGACCCAGACACGAAGAAGGCUCUGACGGAGGAUCUUGAUAGGUUUACAUUAAGGAAGGAGUAUUAUAGGAGGGUAGGCAAGGCUUGGAAACGUGGAUAUUUGUUGUAUGGACCGCCCGGUACCGGAAAAUCAAGCUUAGUGGCAGCCAUGGCCAAUUAUCUUAAGUUUGACAUCUAUGACAUGGAUUUGAGGGAGGUUCAGUGCAAUUCGGAUCUGCGGCGGUUACUGAUAGGCACGGGUAGUCGAUCAAUACUGGUAGUAGAGGACAUUGAUUGUUCAGCUGAGUUGCAGAAUCGGGAUCUGGAGAAGGGAGCCAAAUCUGAAGAGGAUGGCAAGAUUACACUGUCUGGUCUUUUGAACUUCAUUGAUGGAUUGUGGUCAAGCUGUGGAGACGAGAAAAUCAUUGUGUUUACGACGAAUCACAAAGACCGUCUAGAUCCUGCGCUGCUGAGGCCCGGUCGCAUGGAUGUGCACCUCAACAUGUCAUAUUGCUCUUUUAGUGGUUUCAGGACAUUAGCAUCUAAUUACUUGCAAAUUCAGGAGCAUCCACUGUUCGGAGACAUCAAAGAGCUAUUAGAGAAGACGGAGACGACACCUGCGGAAGUUGCAAGAGAGUUGAUGAAGAGUGAUGAUGCUGAAGUUGCACUACAGGGGCUUAUCAAGUUCCUCCAAAGCAAAAAGGAGGAAACUGGGCAAAUCUAGUAAGCACAGUGGACAAGUCCAGUAAGUUGAGGGCAUUUGUAUAAGGUUGGAUCAGUACAACGAAAUUCUAACGCAACGGUUUUGUUUUUUUUUUUUUCAAUUUUUAUUAUAACUUUAUAAAGAACAUAAAUCUGCAUUGUCGGGUGAGAAAGCGAAAUAGUCUAUAAAUAUUUAUGAAAUGAGUUGUGCUGGGCGGCAGGAUUAAUCUGCCGGGCACCGCUUUGCGUUUUUUUCU